Messenger RNA from Schistosoma mattheei, 2538 nucleotides. NCBI's taxonomy places the organism in Eukaryota, Metazoa, Platyhelminthes, Trematoda, Strigeidida, Schistosomatidae. The record is from the annotation of a GenBank genome assembly.
CUGACACAACUAUAAUUUGUUUUAUAAUUCAAGAAUAUAUAACCAAUCAUUUUUAAUUGUUAGUCAAAUUACAAUUUACUCGUGACUGAAUUACAUUUAUUCAAUAAUACUAAACGAAUGAGGUGCACUUUAAAGUCUAUGCUAAUAUUGACUAUAAAUAAAAUAAACUUUAAUUAACAAAUUACAACUAAAUUGAAUAUAAACUUUGAUUUACAUCUUGAUAAAUAUUUCUUGUACAUAUUGAAAUGUUAAUUUUCUUUUUGAAAAUACCAUCAAAGAGAUUUUUCAGUCAUAUUAUAAUCAAAAUUAUAGGAAUAGGAAGUUUCUUGAUUAUAUUAUUGCUUACAUUAUAUCAUCUGUCAAUUCCACCUAAGAUACACAUAUAUUAUUCAAACCAUAUCCAAAUAAAACGAUACAAUGCCAGUCAUGUUUGUGAAUAUCUUUUCAGGAACUCUACUAUGAAUCAUAGUCAUGAAAUUUCUGACAGUAAUCAAUCAUUUUGGAAUCAUAGAAAUUUCAGUUUAUCAAAUCCAUACAGUUGCAAACAGUUCAAGUUGUUCUAUGGUCAUACUGUUAAUUUGUCAAAGGAAGAAGAACAAUUUCCACUGGCAUUCAGUAUAGCUAUACAUCAAAGCAAUAAACAAGUAUCUCGUCUCCUUCGUUUGAUUUAUAGACCACAUAAUUUAUAUUGUAUUCAUGUGGAUUCGAAAUCUCCGCAAACAUUAUAUGAUGAAGUUUUAAAUUCUGCUAAAUGUUUCGGUCCUAACGUUAUAGUGGUUAAUAGAUCAGAAAGUGUAAAUGUUCAAUGGGGUUAUUUUUCCAUACUUGAAGUGUUUCUUUUAUGUGCGGAUAAAUUAUUAAAUAAUACUGACUAUAUGUGGAAAUACAUUCUAAAUCUAACUGGACAAGAACUGCCUUUAAGAACAAACUGGGAGUUGGUUGCAGCACUGAAAGCUAUAAAUGGUUCGAAUGUUGUAGAAGGUCUAGGUCCUCGAUUUAACCGUAAUAGAUGGCCUGAUAAGAAAUUUGAAUUUCCUAUUGUUUGGAAUAAAGGAAGUUUCUAUAUGGCAUUAAAACGAGAAUUAAUACAAUUUUAUAAAACUGAUUUAAAGUCACAAAAAAUACUUAAUGCAAUCAAAGCUGAGAAACAUUUACGAAAGCAUCCAGAUGAAUUAUAUUUUCCUACUUUAAAUUAUAAUCCUCAAUUUGGUGCACCUGGUGCUUGUAUAAAUAAUAAUAAUUCAUCUCCAUUUAUAGCACGUUAUGUAAUUUGGGGCAUGGAAAAAUGCGUUAGUCAAUACACUCGUCGAUCUGUAUGUAUAAUUGGUAAAGCUCAUCUACCAUUUAUACCAUCAAGAAUGGAGUUUUUUGUAAAUAAAUUUCAAGAAGAUUUUCAACCAAUUGCAUAUGAUUGUAUAGAAUAUUAUAUUAUGAAUAAAGUAAUCAAAGAAAUGCAAACAAAACAAUUAGAUCCAAAUUUUAAUGUAACAUUUUAUUCUAGACUGCAUUGUUCUAGUAAUCAUGUUUAAUACUGAAUCAUUGAUUUCUAUUCAUCAAUAUUUGUUCCUGCAAAGUUCUAUUAUCCAUAAGAGUUAAAUAUGUCAUUUCAUAUUCUUGUUUAACCAAUGAUUUCGAUAAUGUAAUAAGAAGACAAAGAUUAUCAGAAUUAUGUAAUAUAUUAGCGUAAUGCAUUUUGAACAAUCUUAUUACAUUAUCGAAAUUUAUCAAAAGGACUAAUUGCUUUAACCAAUGAUUACUUUAUUUUGGGUAAAUUUGUAUAAUUUUCGUAACUAAGAUAAAUCAUAUUGGUGAUAUAUUGAAUAAUCAAGACAUUUACUGCAAAAUUAAAUAUUUAAUGUUUUGUUUAAACUUAUCAUAAUAAUACAAUACAAUUUCAUAUUGCAUACUUCGAAUUUGAGUUCUUUGAUUGUGUCUUGUCAAAGUUCUAAACUUUUUGAGAUUAGUACUAUUUCGUUAUAUUAUGUCAAAUUCACAGAUGACCUACUAUCUAAGAACUUAAUUAUGGCUAGGGAGCUCUUAUUAUUUAAAAGGAAUUUUUAGUAAAUAAGGGCUUUUUGUAAUAAAUGUAUUACAUAGGAUAAAGUUUUAUUACGUUUUUUUUAUUAGGAUGAAUGUAACUCAUGCACCAAAUAUAUACUAGUGCACUUAGUUUUAAGUUACACUGGGAAUUUGUCAGUGCCCUAAACUACAAUAAAUGGAAUGGAGUUCGGACCUGAUUGAAAGGUGAGGAAAUCAACUGCUAACCCACCGACUUAAAAUACUUCUUUAAAAAGAUUUUAGCAACAAAAAUCCAUGUAAAUAACUUUAUAAGUAUAAAACUAGUCACUUUUAUUUCUAGUAUUGUGAUGAACUUAGUCUUUAUGUUAGUUAUGCUGUUUGCUCAAAUCUACCACUAAUCUUUUUACCUUUUUUUUAUUGCAAAACUUAUUUUAAUUACAGACAUUUUUAAUAUAUUUUUACAUUAUCAUGCUAAUUAAAAAGCCAUGUUAUUUCUAGCUUCUUCAAAACACCUUUUCA